Molecule: messenger RNA, 702 nt
Organism: Diuraphis noxia (Russian wheat aphid)
Lineage: Eukaryota; Metazoa; Arthropoda; Insecta; Hemiptera; Aphididae
Source: RefSeq, a predicted model, not a curated record
ACUAUUCGGUUUCACACCUCGUAUCACAGCUUAACAUUUAAUAUCACUAAUUUUAGUUUGAAAUUGAUACAAAAAUGAUAUUCUUAUUCAAAAAAAUAUAUUUUAUUAAAAUCUUAAUUAUAUUUUUUAACUUCUAUAGCAAUACUAUGCAGUUAAAUUUCAAAUGGCCAGAAAGUCAUAUACAAUUAACUCCUUGUCAUUCAACAUAUACAAUAUAUUCAGGGAAUUAUGUAUUAGAMUAUGAUUCAAAAGUAACUGGGAAUUAUCAUAACGAUUGCACUUUUUUAAUAGAAGGUCCACCAGGAACACAAAUGCAAUUAAAUGCAACUAUUUCAAUAUUAAAUAAAACAAAUAAUGAUGAAUGUAUGGACUGGAUAAAGUUGUAUGACUUUUAUAGUAACACAACAUUAGUACCUUUAGGAGAAUACUGUGAAUCAACAAAUCUAACCAAUGUCUUAACAUUUUCAAACAUAAUGUAUAUUGUCAUAAAUAUUUCACCAGAUGAUUUAUUUCAAUUAAGUAUAAAUACUUAAGUUUGGAAAGAUUUUAAAAAUAAUAGAACAACUAAAUAAUACAUAGGCCUGCACACCCUCUUUUUCAGGGUAUACAAAAGGUUACCACUGGCAUGCCCUGUAAGUUAUUUUAAACAUGUGCAAUUCUAAUAAUAUUUAUAUAUCUACAAUGUAGGUAUAUAAAUAUUAU